AUGGCGGCACCCUCCCACGUCCUCCCCUUCCUCUCCCCCGCCGGCGGGUGCGCCGCCUCCUCCGCCCGCGCCCGCUCCCACUCCCAGCCUGGCCGCCGCGCUGGCCUCCUGCGCUGCUCGGCCGCGGCCGGCCAGGCGGGCUUCUUCACCCGCCUCGGCCGCCUCAUCAAGGAGAAGGCCAAGAGCGACGUCGAGAAGCUCUUCUCCGGCUUCUCCAAGACCCGCGAGAACCUCUCCGUCGUCGACGAGCUCCUCACCUACUGGAACCUCGCCGACACCGACCGCGUCCUCGACGACCUCGAGGAGGCGCUGCUGGUCUCGGACUUCGGACCCAAAAUCUCGUUCCGGAUCGUCGACACGCUCCGCGAGGAGAUCCGCGACGGCAAGCUCAAGUCCGGCGCCGAGAUAAAGGCCGCGCUGAAAAGGUGCAUCCUGGAACUGCUGACGAGCAAGGGCGGCAACUCGGAGCUCAAUCUCGGCUUCAGGAAGCCGGCUGUCAUCAUGAUCGUGGGAGUGAAUGGCGGUGGAAAGACAACCUCACUAGGCAAGCUUGCUUAUAGGUUUAAGAACGAAGGAGUGAAGGUAUUGAUGGCAGCAGGUGAUACCUUCAGAGCAGCAGCUCGUGACCAGCUAGAAGUUUGGGCUGAGAGAACUGGUUCUGAGAUUGUCAUUGACAAUGAUAAGAAGGCACAGCCUCCAGCAGUUCUUUCGCAGGCAGUAAAGCGCGGGAAGCGUGAGGGGUUUGAUGUGGUUCUGUGUGAUACAUCAGGAAGACUUCAUACAAAUUACGGUUUGAUGGAAGAGCUGGUUUCUUGCAAAAAAGUCCUAGCUAAAGCGCUUCCUGGUGCUCCAAAUGAGAUUUUGCUGGUCCUUGAUGGAACGACUGGCUUGAACAUGUUACAGCAAGCAAGGGAGUUCAAUGAUGUUGUAGGAGUCACUGGAUUCAUCCUGACAAAGCUUGAUGGCACUGCGCGCGGUGGCUGUGUGGUUAGCGUUGUGGAUGAGCUUGGAAUCCCGGUGAAGUUUAUUGGGGUUGGUGAAGGGAUGGAAGACCUACAACCUUUUGACGCUGAGGCAUUUGUUGAAGCCAUUUUCCCAUGA
Molecule: messenger RNA, 1101 nt
Organism: Miscanthus lutarioriparius
Lineage: Eukaryota; Viridiplantae; Streptophyta; Magnoliopsida; Poales; Poaceae
Source: the annotation of a GenBank genome assembly